Messenger RNA from Rhizoctonia solani, 246 nucleotides. Its product is annotated as small nuclear ribonucleoprotein F. The transcript has 5 exons. Gene Ontology annotation, biological process: spliceosomal snRNP assembly; mRNA splicing, via spliceosome. Gene Ontology annotation, cellular component: U1 snRNP; catalytic step 2 spliceosome. Lineage: Eukaryota; Fungi; Basidiomycota; Agaricomycetes; Cantharellales; Ceratobasidiaceae. The coding region runs from base 1 to 246 and encodes 81 amino acids. Gene Ontology annotation, molecular function: RNA binding. The record is from RefSeq and is a predicted model, not a curated record.
AUGGCGACGGUCGCACCAGUAAAUCCCAAGCCCUUUCUUCAGGAGCUUACCGGAAAGCCCGUGUUCGUUCGUCUCAAAUGGGGAUUAGAGUACAAGGGUUACCUCGUUAGUACCGACAGUUACAUGAAUCUUCAGCUCGCCAAUACGGAAGAGUUCGAAGACGGCAAGUCAAACGGUGCUCUGGGCGAAGUCUUUAUUAGGUGUAAUAACGUUCUAUACAUAAGAGAAGCACCUUCGGACACAUAG